CUCAUUCAGUAACCUGCCAUCGAUUGAAUUGUUGACCUGGCACUUCUAUUAGCGAAAUUUUUCUUAUUGUACAACUAAAAGAAAUGGAUUCAUCGACGAAUAAUGAUAAUUACAAUGCUGACGAGUUGGAGGCACCCGAGUGGCUUAAUACGCAGUACUUCGAAGAAGUGAUCAAGCAAUAUGAGAAUGCUUCGGAAGUCAAAGUAACUGAACUAAAGAUCUCACCAGCAAGUGCCAAAGGAGAUCACUAUGCCAGCGUUAUGUUUAGAGGUAACAUUUCGUAUACCACCCAAAAAGGCGAGUUCUCCAAGUCUCUUAUCAUCAAGACGAUGCCUGAAGUGGAGGGCCACAAAAAAGACAUGCUUGGUGACUCACAUCUCUUUAAAACGGAGAUAGGAAUGUACACCAAAGUAUUGCCUAAGUUUGAGAAAAUACUGCGUGAAGUGGGGGAUGAGACGAAGCUGUGUGCCCCAUGUGUGUAUUACAGCCUGGAACCUCGCCAAGUGAUAAUCUUUGAAGAUCUAGUGCCACAAGGCUACACUGUCAUGAGAGAUCGAGAUCCAACUGUAGAGGAGCUGAAGGCGGUGUUUACGAAGCUAGCUAAACUGCAUGCAAUUAGCUUUCACAUUUUACAUGAGAAUCCGGAAUAUCUUCAAGAAUUUAAGUAUGGUCUUUUUGAAAUGCCAAAUAUCAUAGAAGACCCCAUUGUCACAGCAGGAAUUUCCAAUUUUAUUGAAAUGCUAAAAAAAUUCCCUGAGUACUUAAAAUAUGUACCAAUUUUUGAGCGUUUAAAUAACGACCAUUUGGAUCGCUUAAAGUUGGUAAUGCAAGAAUAUCGAGUAAACAAAAAACCUAAUGGAUACUAUGUUCUCUGCCAUGGGGACUUUCACCUGCGUAACAUGAUGUUUAAGCAUAACCCGACUAAUGGAUCCUUCGAAGAUAUCAUGUUACUGGACUACCAAAUAAGCAAUUUGUGUCCUAUAACAGUUGAUCUGAUUUACUCCAUUUAUAUGCUGAUGGGAGCUGAGUGUCGUAAAAAUAACUACAAGGAUCUGUUAAACUUUUACUUUAAAACUUUUGUCGAAACUCUACAGAAAAUUGGAUUUAAGGGAGAAUUACCGAAUUCCGCAGAGUUUUGGAAACAAAUGGCACAACACAAAGCUUACGAUAUUUUUCUACUUACAACAUUUUUCCCAAUGAUAUGUGCCGUUAAAAACAAUACAUUCGACCCCAAUGAGGUGAUGCAAAGUAAUGAUUUUCGACAAAAGAUGUACUUCUUAGAUUUAUUCUUAGGGGAGGUUAAAUAUUUAAUUCCUAGAUUUGAGGAAUUAGGCUAUUUGGAUUAAACAAUAUAGAGUUUUUAAUAUAUCAACUCUAUUGAUCUAUAAACUUUAAAAGCGCUUUUUUAUGAUCAGAAAAUGUUUUCCAAACCAAUUACAAAUCUGCAUACACGAGGGUUGUGAGAAACAAACUUUUUGAAGCUUUGUCGUCUAUAAAUAUUAUUAAAGGGGUUAAAGGAUAUUUUGUUCAUCUAUUUGUUCACAUAUUGUCAAUUUUAAAUACAUGCCGAACAUCAAACAGUACAUAUGCUUCUGUCUGUUACAUACAUUUUAAAUUGAAUUAAAAAAUAAUUAAUCUGCCAUUUAAA
Molecule: messenger RNA, 1648 nt
Organism: Drosophila albomicans
Lineage: Eukaryota; Metazoa; Arthropoda; Insecta; Diptera; Drosophilidae
Exons: 3
Coding region: 84-1346 (420 amino acids)
Source: RefSeq, a predicted model, not a curated record